ACAAUUUGGGAAGGCAGUGAAAUUCAGAAAGUGCUAUCGAAGGAAAUUAUUAUCCUUAAAACGGAAUCUGGUGAGGGUUGAAUGGUACGAGAGAUAACUUUCGUGUGAAAUCUGGGCUAAGCCUCUUCGUAUCAGGAUGGAGCAAUCCGGCCGCCACGGUAUGAUCGGAGAAUAUGUCACAUUCGUUGUAUUCGUGGUUACAACGGUUUUGAUCCCGUUGUGGGGUCGUUUUUUCGGCAGCAAGGAAAAAACUAAAGCCGAGUACGUGUUUGGAAUGGGAACGAUUUCAGUCGGAGCAAUGAUGCUGUCGAUUGCGAGAGGAACCCUGGGCGUCCGGUCACUGAUCGGUUACCCAAGCGAGCUGUUCUACCGAGGAUCAGCCAUGUGGGAAACUUUGUACGGCAUGGUAACAGCCUAUCCGAUCGUUUGCUAUGUAUUCAUUCCGGUGUACUUCAACUUGGGCAUUACUUCGGUUUAUCAGUAUCUGGAUUUGAGAUUCAACAGUCGCUUGGUUCGCUGCCUUGCGUCGGGGACAUACGUUGUCCGUGCGCUGCUAAAUCUGGGUGUCACUCUUUAUACUCCAGCCGUUGCUUUGAAUACAGUCGCUGGUGUCCCGCACUGGGCUUCACUGCUUUUAAUCACGGUCAUCACCAUCUCGUUUAUCCUGCUGGGAGGUCUUAAAGCAGCAAUCACAGCGGAUGUGGUCCAAGGUAUCACCAUGAUUGUGAUAAUGAUUGCAAUUAUUGCACAGUCCAUGUUUAGUGCCUGGAGUGUGGAGAAGAUCCUCACCGUUCCAAUUGAGCAAGAUCGAUUAACAUUUUUCAACUUUACGGGAGAUUUCACCGUUCGAGUUGACACCACAUCGGCUUGGUUAGGACAGUUGUUCAUGUCAUUGAGUAUAUUCGGUUGUCAGCAGAGCUUCGUUCAGCGUUACCUCAGCAUGGGUUCAUUCCAGGAAAUCCAACACACAAUAAUGAUCAACAUUCCAAUCAUCAUUAUCCUGUUCACGAUGGUUUGGACCGUUGGGAUGGGGAUUUUCUCAGUGUACGCGGACUGUGAUCCCUUGAUGGCGGGAUUUAUCAAUAAAAUUGAUGAAGUUGUUGGAUUUUUUGUACAGGAUGAAUUUAGCUAUCUUCCGGGGUUCCUGGGGCUUUUCAUGGGAUCACUUCUGAAUGGGGCUUUGACAUUGAACGUGUCGAAUAUCAACGCAGCAGCGAUCGUCACUUGGGAAGACUUCCUGGCUCCACUUCCAUAUUUCAAGGAUACUCGCGACAAGAAACAACUUCACAUGAUCAGACUGAUCGGUGCGGUGUAUGGAGUAAUUGUUUUGGGAAUCGCUUUCAGCGUUGGAUUUUUAUCCGGUGUGAUUGAGGGUAGUAUGUUGAUGACCUCGGCUACAUCCGGUCCAUUGCUAGGAGUUUUCUUGUUGGCAAUGUUAGUUCCAGUCGCUAAUUGGAAAGGAGCUGCCAGCGGAAUGAUUAUUUCUCACAUGGUAACUCUGUGGAUCACAUUCGGUGGGUUGACGAUCGAUAAAGAGACGCCGUUGCUUCCUACGUCGGUUGAGGGUUGCUCUAAUGAAUCUUUCUCCAAUAGAAUUGGUCAGUUAUCCGAUACGUGGUUUGCAUCUUCUGUUGGUACAACGGAUGGCUUCCAAGACGUUUUCAAUCACAAUGGCACAAAUCAAACGCGACAAUUUCCGGAGAAUCUUUACGCCAUAUCCUACAUGUAUUACAGCUUAAUUGGAACGUUCAUUACCAUGAUGGUUGGUACCAUGGUCAGUGUUCUAACCGAUAAUCCAGAAGAAGAUGCCUAUGAUCAGCGGUUGCUCUUUUCGCCGGUUUACGAACUUAGUCGAGCUUGGCCAGGCGAAGAGCGGCAUUAUGUCUACAAUCCAAAAAUCAAAGCCAAAUCGGUCGGCGCGACCGCCCACACUGCGUCCUACUUCUCCAAAAUCUAUCUGCACUCUUCGUCGAACCAAUAG
This is a messenger RNA of Armigeres subalbatus, 1981 nucleotides long. Its product is annotated as sodium-coupled monocarboxylate transporter 1-like. The coding region runs from base 137 to 1981 and encodes 614 amino acids. Gene Ontology annotation, cellular component: membrane. The record is from RefSeq and is a predicted model, not a curated record. Gene Ontology annotation, molecular function: symporter activity. The transcript is spliced from 6 exons. Lineage: Eukaryota; Metazoa; Arthropoda; Insecta; Diptera; Culicidae. Gene Ontology annotation, biological process: transmembrane transport; sodium ion transport.